Messenger RNA from Rattus rattus (black rat), 576 nucleotides. Its product is annotated as keratin-associated protein 9-1-like. The coding region runs from base 1 to 576 and encodes 191 amino acids. Gene Ontology annotation, cellular component: keratin filament. The transcript is spliced from 2 exons. Lineage: Eukaryota; Metazoa; Chordata; Mammalia; Rodentia; Muridae. The record is from RefSeq and is a predicted model, not a curated record.
AUGACCAACUCCUGUUGCUCCCCUUGCUGCCAGCCCACCUGCUGCAGAACCACCUGCUGCAGGACCACCUGCUGGAGACCAAGCUGUGUGACCAGCUGCUGCCAGCCCUGCUGCCAGCCCAGCUGCUGUGGCUCUAGCUGCUGCCAGCCUUGCUGUCAAACCACCUGCUGCAGGACUUGCUUCCAACCAAGCUGUGUGAGCAGCUGCUGCAGCACACCCUGCUGCCAGCCUUGCUGCUGUGUGUCCAGCUGCUGCCAGCCCUGCUGCCAGCCCAGCUGCUGUCAGUCCAGCUGCUGCCAGCCCAGGUGCUGUCAGUCCAGCUGCUGCCAGCCCAGCUGCUGCCAGCCCAGGUGCUGUAUCUCCAGCUGCUGCCAGCCCUGCUGCCAGUCCAGCUGCUGUCAGUCCAGCUGCUGCAAGCCCUGCUGCAAGCCCUUCUGCCUCAACCUGUGCUGCCAGCCAGCCUGCUCUGGACCUGUGACCUGCACCAGGACUUGCUACCAGCCCACAAGUGUCUGUGUGCCUGGCUGCCUGUCCCAAGGCUGUGGGUCCAGCUGCUGUGAGCCAUGCAGUUGUUGA